GAAGCGUCCGGCCGCCACAGCGCCAGCUCCGUCGUAGUCGCGGCCGCCCGGGUCCCGCUCGCCCCUCCUCCCGCUCCCCCCGCCCGCCGCCGCCCGCGCGCAUGCGCCGCCGGAGCGCGAGGGUCGGCUUCGGGUGUGUGGUGGCGGCAGAGCGGAGCUGCGAGGCCCGAGAGUCAGAACCUGGGGGAGAGGGAUGGUCUCUGCACGGGGGGGAGCCGGAGGAGCCGCCGCCGCUGCCGACGCCACCGCCGCAGCCGCCGCCGCCGCCGCCCCGGCGCCCGCCUCCCGGCGCUGACGGCCGAGUACGAAGCCGGCGACGGGGAGCCAGCCACCGCGGCCGCCGGCGCGCCGCCCAGCAUGGUGCGGGAAACCAGGCACCUCUGGGUGGGCAACUUACCGGAGAACGUGCGGGAGGAGAAGAUCAUCGAACAUUUCAAACGCUAUGGCCGUGUGGAAAGUGUCAAAAUUCUCCCCAAGAGGGGCUCUGAAGGAGGAGUGGCCGCCUUUGUGGAUUUUGUGGACAUUAAAAGUGCACAGAAAGCUCACAACUCUGUCAACAAAAUGGGAGAUAGAGACCUCCGCACGGAUUACAAUGAACCAGGCACUAUUCCAAGUGCUGCUCGGGGAUUGGAUGAUACAGUUUCCAUAGCAUCUCGUAGUAGAGAGGUUUCUGGGUUCAGAGGAGGUGGUGGAGGGCCUGCUUACGGUCCCCCACCAUCACUUCAUGCACGAGAAGGACGUUAUGAGCGGAGACUUGAUGGGGCUUCAGAUAACAGGGAGCGUGCUUAUGAACAUAGUGCCUAUGGACACCAUGAACGGGGGACGGGAGCAUUUGAUCGGACAAGACAUUACGAUCAGGAUUACUAUAGAGAUCCUCGAGAGCGGACUUUACAACAUGGGCUCUAUUACACAUCUCGGAGUCGAAGUCCAAACCGUUUUGAUGCUCAUGACCCCCGAUACGAACCUAGGGCUCGGGAGCAGUUUACACUGCCCAGUGUGGUACACAGGGAUAUCUACAGGGAUGAUUUGACCCGGGAGGUACGAGGCAGAAGGCCAGAGCGGAAUUACCAGCACAGCAGGAGUCGCUCACCACAUUCAUCCCAGUCUAGAAAUCAGUCUCCUCAGAGACUGGCUAGCCAAGCUUCUAGACCCACCAGGUCCCCUAGCGGCAGCGGCUCUAGGAGUAGAUCGUCUAGUAGUGAUUCAAUCAGCAGCAGCAGUAGUACCAGCAGUGACAGCAGUGAUUCCAGCAGCAGUUCAAGUGACGACUCUCCAGCUCGAUCUGUUCAGUCUGCGGCAGUCCCCGCACCCACUUCCCAAUUGCUUUCGUCUCUUGAAAAAGAUGAACCUCGUAAAAGUUUUGGGAUCAAAGUUCAGAAUCUGCCAGUACGCUCUACAGAUACAAGCCUUAAAGAUGGCCUUUUCCAUGAAUUUAAGAAGUUUGGCAAGGUGACUUCAGUACAGAUACAUGGAACUUCAGAAGAGAGGUACGGACUUGUAUUCUUUCGGCAGCAAGAGGACCAAGAAAAAGCACUGACUGCGUCAAAGGGAAAGCUUUUCUUUGGAAUGCAGAUUGAAGUAACUGCAUGGAUAGGGCCAGAAACAGAAAGUGAAAAUGAAUUUCGCCCUUUGGAUGAAAGGAUAGAUGAGUUUCACCCCAAAGCAACAAGAACUUUGUUCAUUGGCAACCUUGAGAAAACCACUACUUACCAUGACCUUCGCAACAUCUUCCAGCGCUUUGGAGAAAUUGUGGAUAUUGAUAUUAAGAAAGUAAAUGGAGUUCCUCAGUAUGCGUUCCUGCAGUACUGUGAUAUCGCCAGUGUUUGCAAAGCUAUUAAGAAGAUGGAUGGAGAAUACCUUGGAAAUAAUCGCCUCAAGCUGGGUUUUGGAAAGAGCAUGCCUACAAACUGCGUAUGGCUAGAUGGGCUUUCUUCAAAUGUGUCAGAUCAGUAUUUAACACGACAUUUCUGCCGAUAUGGACCUGUGGUGAAGGUGGUAUUUGACCGCUUAAAAGGCAUGGCCCUGGUUCUGUACAAUGAGAUUGAAUAUGCACAAGCAGCUGUAAAAGAGACCAAGGGGAGGAAAAUCGGUGGGAAUAAAAUUAAGGUGGAUUUUGCAAAUCGGGAAAGUCAGCUGGCAUUUUAUCACUGCAUGGAGAAAUCAGGCCAAGAUAUCAGAGACUUUUAUGAAAUGUUAACAGAAAGAAGAGAGGAACGAAGGGGAUCCUAUGACUAUAACCAGGAUCGGACGUAUUACGAGAGUAUUCGGACUCCAGGCACCUAUCCCGAGGAAUCCCGGAGGGACUACCCGGCUCGAGGAAGGGAAUUUUAUUCAGAGUGGGAAACAUACCAAGGAGACUACUAUGAGUCCCGCUACUAUGAUGAUCCUCGAGAAUACAGGGAUUACAGAAGUGACCCCUAUGAACAGGACAUUCGGGAAUACAGUUACAGGCAAAGAGAACGGGAGAGAGAACGGGAAAGAUUUGACUCUGAGCGGGACCGAGACCAUGAACGGAGGCCUAUUGAACGAAGUCAGAGUCCUGUGCACUUGCGACAUCCACAGAGUCCUGGAGUGUCACCUUCGCAGUCAGAGCGGCUGCCGAGUGACUCGGAGAGGAGGCUGUAUAGCCGGUCCUCAGAGCGGAGUGGCAGCUGCAGCUCGCUCUCCCCACCACGGUACGAGAAGGUGGACAAGUCUCGUUUGGAGCGCUAUACAAAAAAUGAAAAGAUAGAUAAAGAACGAAUUUUUGAUCCUGAGAGAAUGGAAAGAGAGAGACGCUUAACACGGAAGGAGAAAAUGGAAAAGGACAAACCUGACAAACAGAGACGAAAAGGAAAGGUUCAUUCCCCUAGUUCUCAGUCUUCAGAAACUGACCAGGAGAAUGAGCGUGAACCGAGCCCUGAGAAGUCAAGGAGUUCCGGUAAACUGAGCAGAGAGAAGAUGGACAAGGAAGGAAUGGGGAAGAACCGCCUGGAACUCAUGCCUUGUGUGGUUUUGACUCGAGUGAAGGAGAAAGAGGGGAAGGUCAUUGACCACACUCCACUGGAAAAGCUGAAAGCCAGGCUUGAUAACGACGCUGCCAAGACUUCUGUCCUGGACCAGAAAGUCCAGGCUUCCCAGAUGGAGCCUGCAAAACCGGACUCCAAAGUGGAGCCUGCUAGAGGAAAAGUGGCCCGGGAGAAGGUGCUCAGCCACGGGGAGGUCGCAGACAAGGAGGGCAGGCCUAAGCCCCGGAAGCCCCUCAGGCCAGAGCAGGUCCCCGAGGGCCUGAGUGCAGUGGACCUGGAGAAGCUGGAAGCCAGGAAAAGACGAUUCGCAGACGCCAGUGUGAAAGCAGAAAGGCAAAAACCAGACGUGAAGAAAAGUAGUCCUGAGACGGAAGAUGCCCGUGUGCUCCUAAAGAAGCAGUCUGAGCCGUCAUCAAGGGAUGUCAUCCUGCUGCGGGAGGGGGAGUCUGAAAGGAAGCCUGGGCGAAAAGAAAUUCUUAAAAGAGAAUCUAAGAAAAUCAAACUGGACAGACUUAAUACUGCUCCCAGCCCCAAAGACUGUCAGGAGCUGGCUAGUGUCUCUGCUGGGCCUGGCUCAAGGCCCAGCUCAGACCUGCAAGCAAGACUGGGAGAACCAGGAGGUGAAUCUGUGGAAAAUCAAGAAUCUCAGUCAAAAAAACUCACCCCUUCCAAACCACAGUUCAAACAGCUACAGCUCUCUGACGAUCAGGGACUGGAAAGAGAGGAUAGCAGGAAAAACUGUUGCAGUGCUCGUGAAGAAACAUCUGAACGCAAACCAGGCCAAGAGAAACCACAUGUGGUAAAUACUGAAGAGAAAAUUGGCAUUGACAUUGAUCACACACAGAGUUACCGCAAACAAAUGGAACAGAGUCGUAGAAAACAGCAGAUGGAAAUGGAGAUGGCCAAGUCUGAAAAGUUCGGCAGUCCCAAAAAAGACAUCGAUGAGUACGAAAAACGCAGCCUUGUCCAUGAGGUGGGCAAACCCCCUCAGGACGUCACCGAUGACUCACCCCCCAGCAAAAAGAAAAGGAUGGACCAUGUUGAUUUUGAUAUCUGCACCAAAAGAGAGAGGAAUUACAGAAGUUCACGCCAAGUCAGUGAGGAUUCUGAAAGGACUGGCUGUUCUCCCAGUAUCCGCCACAGCUCCUUCCAGGACGACGACGACCCCCUGGGCUCUCCUCGGCCAACAGCCGUAAAAGGGUCUCCCAAAGUGGAUGAAAAAGGUCUCCCUUACUCCUGUGUAACAGUGAGGGAAGAGUCCUUAAAAUUUAAUCCCUAUGAUUCCAGCCGGAGAGAACAGAUGGCAGACAUGGCCAGAAUAAAGCUGUCUGUCUUGAAUUCUGAAGAUGAGCUAAAUCGUUGGGACUCUCAAAUAAAACCAGAUGCCAGCAGAUUUGAUGUGAGCUUCCCAAACAGCAUCAUCAAGAGAGACAGUCUGCGAAAGAGAUGUGUGCGCGAUCUGGAGCCGGGGGAGGUGCCUUCUGAUUCCGAUGAAGAUGGCGAACACAAGUCCCACUCGCCCCGGGCUUCUGCAGUGUAUGAGAAUUCCCGGUUGUCUUUUUUAUUGAGAGACCGAGAAGACAAAUCACGUGACCGGGAUGAGAGACUUACUGGUUCUCUAGAAAGGAACAAGUUUUAUUCUUUUGCACUGGAUAAGACAAUCACGCCAGACACGAAAGCUUUGCUCGAACGAGCUAAAUCUCUCUCUUCAUCCCGAGAAGAAAACUGGUCUUUUCUUGACUGGGACUCCCGAUUUGCUAAUUUUCGAAACAACAAAGAUAAAGAAAAAGUUGACUCUGCUCCGAGGCCCAUCCCAUCCUGGUACAUGAAAAAGAAGAAGAUCAGGACUGACUCAGAAGGGAAAAUGGACGAUAAAAAAGAUGAUCAUAAGGAAGAGGAGCAGGAAAGACAAGAACUGUUUGCCUCUCGUUUUUUACACAGCUCCAUCUUUGAGCAGGAUUCCAAGCGGCUGCAGCAUCUGGAGAGGAAGGACGAGGAGGCCGACCUCCCUCCCGGGAGGCCGUACGGGCGGCAGGUGUCCGACGGACCGCACACCGCCAGCGAGGCCGUCCAAGAGCCGGUUGUUCUCUUCCACAGCAGAUUCAUGGAGCUCACCAGGAUGCAACAGAAAGAAAAAGAAAAAGACCAAAAACCCAAAGAGGCUGAGAAGCAGGACGAGGCGGAGACCCAUCCCAAGACCCCCGAGCCCGCUGUGGAGAGCAGAGAGCCGGAGCUGAAACCGCCGCCGCCCGCCAGGCUUCCCGCCGCAGCCCCCGCCGCAACUCCAGAAACAGCCCCGGCCGUGCCGGAGAAGCCCGCCGAGCGGGGAGCCGACGCCCCUCCCGCGCCCCCGGAAGAGCAGCCCGCGGAGCCGGCCGCCGUCCUCGAAGAGGCAAAGCCGGGAGCCGAGCUGGCGCCUGUUUCUGGGGAACCGCUGGAACAAGUAGACGCGGCCCCGCGAGCAGACGGUGGCCACCAGGCUCCCGUGGCCGCCCUCCUCGUGGAAGAUGGCUCGCCCGUGGACCCCCCGCCCUGCGUGGACUCGCAGCCCCCGCCGCCCGCGCCCUCGCUCUCCCAGCCCGAGGGCAGCGUGGAUCCCGAGCCCGAGGGCCCCCAGCCGCCCCCCAGACCGGGGCCCAGGGCCGAGGACGCCGAGGAGCCCAGAGCGGAGAGGCCGGCCGCGGCCGGGAGCGCGGACCCCGGGGCCGGUCAGAGGGCCGAAGGGGCCCCCGAGGCCCAGCCCCAGGCCCCGGAGGACGCGGGGGCGGAUCCGCCCGCCUCCACGAGAGACCGGAGGCCGAGCAAGAGCAAGCGCGCCAGGACGCCCGCGGAGAAGCCGGUCACCCGGAAGAGCGAGCGCAUCGACCGCGAGAAGCUGAAGCGCUCCACCUCCCCCCGGGGAGAGGCGCAGAAGCUUCUGGAACUGAAGAUGGAGGCAGAGAAGAUCACGAGGACUUCUUCCAAAAACUCCGCCGGGGACUCGGAGCCCCCCGAGCCGAGCCUGCCGGUCGGCCGCACGCGGCGCCGCAAUGUCAGGAGCGUGUACGCCACCACCAGCGACCCCGACGGCCGCUCGCCGGCCAAGGAGCCCGCGGAGCCGCUGCGCGUGACCCGGAAGAGGCUGGAGCGCGAGCUGCAGGAGGCCGCCGCGGCCCCCGCCGCCCCCCGGAGGGGCCGGCCCCCCAAAACACGCCGGCGGGCCGAAGAGGACGAGGGCGCCGAGCCCAAGGAGCCCGCGGAGCCGCCCAGGCCCGCCGAGGGGUGGCGGUCCCCGCGGGCCCAGAAAGCCGCCGCCGGCCAUCCGGGGAAGAGGGGGAAAGCGGAGCCCAAGGUGGAGGCCGAGCGGGCGGACGCCGCGGCCAAGGAGGGCGGCGCGCGGGCCAGGGGCGACCGCGAGGAGGCGGGCGGGGACCCCAAGCGCGAGCGGAGGGACGCGCCCCCCGGCAGACACGCGCCCGACGUGGAGGCCGCGGAGAAGAGGCCGGCCCCCGAAAAAAACGCCAAGUCCAAGCGGGGCCGCUCCCGCACCGCGCGCGGCGCCGCCGACAGGGCGGCGCUCCUGAGGAGCGUGGCCGCGGGCCUCGCGGGGCGGCCGGGCCCGGCCGGGGACAGGGAGGCCGCCAUCGUGGCCGUCUCCCCCGAGAAAAGCGAGAGCCCCCAGAAGGAGAGUCGGUGCCCGCCCCAGUCGAGAGCCACGCCCGCGGACCCGGACCGGGAGUCGGGGCGCGAGGAGCUGCCCCCUGCCCCGCGGCUGUCCGCCGAGGUGGCCCAGCUGGCCAAGCAGAUGGAGCUGGAGCGGAUGGAGCUGGAGCGGGCCGUGGAGAACAUCGCCAAGCUGGCCGACGCGGCGCCCCGGGGCGCGCACAAGGCCGCGGCCAUGGCGGCUGCGGGGCUGGCCGCCGAGGACCGCGACAAGCCCGCGCCCCAGGCCAGCGAAACCGAGCUGGCCGCCGCCAUCGGCUCCAUCAUCAGCGACAUCAGUGACUCCCCCGCCGCGCCCCCCUUCCCCGCGGAGUCCCAGACCGACCUGCCACCGCCCGGGGAAGCGGCGGAGCCCGAGCCCCACCAGCCCGUGCCGGCGCUCGGGGAGGCCGCCUUGCAGCCCCCGGGGCCCGCGGUCGGUGCCCUGACCCCCUCGGCGGGUGCCCGGGAGGCGGGGGGAGAUGGCAGCGACACCGCCCGCCCGCCCCGGCAGGCCCGAGGCGCCCGAGAAGGGGCGGCCACCCUCGCUCGCAAGGACAAGGGCCGCCAGAAGACCACGCGGUCCCGCCGCAGACGGAAUACGAACAAGAAGGCGAGCGCCGCCGCCGCCGCCGCCGCCGCCGCCGCCGAGCCCCCGAGCGCCGCCGCCGCCGCGGACGCCGACCCGGCCCCGAGCCAGAGCCCUGCGGCCGGCGAGGCCGCGCGCCCGGCGCCGGACCCGCCACAGGAAGGGGCGCCGAGCGACAGGUCCCUCCCCGCCCCCGCCCCGGGCUGCGCCUCCGACCCCAGCCAGACCCCGCCCGCCGAGGGCGUGCCCCAAGACGGCAGCGCCGAGGAAAAGACGCCCCCCAAAGCGCCCGCGCCCCCGGCCCUCCCCUCCCCACCCCGGCCAGCUCCGGUGGACGACGAAGCCCAGGCCAGGUUCAAGGUGCAUUCGAUCAUUGAGAGUGACCCCGUGACCCCACCCAGCGACUCGAGCCUCCCCCUGCCCGCACUCCCCUCCGUGACGGCCGCCAGGCUCGCCGCCCCCGGCCCCUCCGGGGCGGCCCCGCACCAGAGCCCCCCCACGAAGCUGGCGGAGUGGAUGCCGAGGCCCGAGGAGCCCCCGCCCCCGUCCACCCCGUCCCCCGCCCUUCCCCCGGACACUAAGGCCUCUGACGUGGACACCAGCUCCAGCACGCUGCGGAAGAUCCUCAUGGACCCCAAGUACGUCUCGGCCACCGGCGUCACGGCCACCAGCGUCACCACGGCCAUCCCGGAGCCCGUGAGCGCCGCCCCCGCGCUGCACGCCGCGCCGCCCCCGCCCGCGGAAGCCAAGAAGCCCCCUUCGGAGGACGGCCCCGCGGUGCCCGCCCUGCCCUCCGCCGACACGCAGGCCUCGCAGCUCCCCGUGACCGCCGACAAGGACAAGGUGGCCCCCGUCAUCGCCCCCAAAAUCACGUCUGUCAUCAGCCGGAUGCCGGUCAGCAUUGACUUGGAGAACUCGCAGAAGAUCACUUUGGCCAAGCCGGCCCCCCAGACUCUGACGGGCCUGGUGAGCGCCCUGACGGGCCUGGUCAACGUCUCCCUGGUGCCCGUGAACGCCCUCAAGGGCCCCGUGAAAGGCUCCGUGGCCACGCUGAAGGGGCUGGUGAGCACCCCCGCGGGGCCCGUGAACGUGCUCAAGGGGCCCGUGAACGUGCUCACCGGGCCCGUGAACGUGCUCGCCACGCCCGUCACCGCCGCCGCCGUGCCCUCUGGGGGGGUGACGGCCACAACGGGCACGACCACCAUGACCACCAUGACCACCAUGACGGGCGCCGCAGCCACGCCGUCCGCCAAAGGCAAGCCGAGGUCGGGCAGCAGCGAGAACAACCGCUUCCACCCCGGGGCCAUGUCCGUGAUCGAUGACCGGCCCGCAGACACGGGCUCGGGGCCGGGGCUGCGCGUGAACACCUCGGAGGGGGUUGUGCUCCUGAGCUACUCGGGCCAGAAGACCGAGGGCCCGCAGAGAAUCAGCGCCAAGAUCAGCCAGAUCCCCCCGGCCAGCGCCAUGGACAUCGAGUUCCAGCAGUCGGUGUCCAAGUCCCAGGUGAAGCCCGACCCGGCGCCGCCCUCGCAGCCCGCGCCCAAGGGCCCGCAGGCCCCCUCGGGCUUCGCCAACGUGGCCACGCACUCCACCCUGGUGCUGACCGCGCAGACCUACAACGCGUCUCCCGUGAUCUCGUCGGUGAAGGCCGACCGCCCGGCGCUGGAGAAGCCCGAGCCCAUCCACCUGUCGGUGUCCACGCCCGUCACGCAGGGCGGCACCGUGAAGGUGCUCACGCAGGGCCUCAACACGUCCCCCGUGCUGGUCCACAACCAGCUGGUCCUCACCCCCAGCAUCGUCACGGCCAACAAGAAGCUCGCCGACCCCGUCACCCUCAAGAUCGAGACCAAGGUCCUCCAGCCGGCCAACCUGGGGCCCACGCUCGGCCCCCCGCACCCCCCGGCGCUGCCCGGCAAGCUGCCGGACGCGAACCACGUGGCCCCGGGAGCCGGCGCGCCCGCCGAGCGAGCCCUGCCCCACCCGGCGGCCGGCAAGGCGGAGGCGCCCUCGCCCCGCCCCAGCGGGCCCGCGCCGCCCUUCCCGCGGGCCUGCCACCCCAGCAGCACCGCGUCCACCGCGCUGCCCACCAACGCCACGGUCAUGCUGGCGGCCGGCAUCCCCGUGCCGCAGUUCAUCUCCAGCCUCCACCCCGAGCAGUCGGUCAUCAUGCCCCCCCACAGCAUCACCCAGACCGUGUCCCUCGGCCACCUGUCCCAGGGCGAGGUGAGGAUGAGCACGCCCGCCCUGCCCAGCAUCACCUACAGCAUCCGCCCCGAGGCGCUGCCCCCGCCCCGCGCGCCCCCGCAGCCCCAGCAGCUCGAGGUGCGCGCCCCGCCCCGGGCCGGCACGCCGCAGCCGGCGCCCGCCCCCGUGCCCGCGCUGGCCUCGCAGCUGCCGCCCGAGGAGGAGGUGCACUACCUCCCGGUGGCCCGCGCCGCGGCCCCCGUGCAGUCGGAGGUGCUGGUGAUGCAGUCCGAGUACCGGCUGCACCCGUACACCGUGCCGCGGGACGUGAGGAUCAUGGUGCGCCCGCACGUGACCGCCGUCAGCGAGCCGCCCCGCGCCCCGGACGGCGCGGCCAAGGCGCCGCCCGCCAGCAAGGCCCCCCAGCCGCCGGCCAAGGAGCCCGCCAAGCCCCCCGACGCCAAGGCCGCCGCCGCCGCGCCCGCGCCCGGCGAGGCCCGCAUCCUCACCGUCACCCCCGGCAGCCAGCUGCAGGGGCUGCCGCUCACGCCGCCCGUGGUGGUGACGCACGGCGUGCAGAUCGUGCACUCGAGCGGCGAGCUCUUCCAGGAGUACCGCUACGGCGACAUCCGCACCUACCACGCGCCCGCGCAGCUCUCCCACGCCCCGUUCCCCGUGGCCUCGCCCAUCGGCCUGCCCUCCCGCGCCAAGACCCCGGCCCAGGGCCCCUCGGAAGGCGAGCCCCUGCCGCCCACCCCCUCCACGCAGCCCGCCUCGCCCCUGUCGGCCGCCCAGCCGGCCCCGCCCGUGCCCGCCGGCCAGCCCGGCCCGCCGCCCAGCAGCAAGAAGCCGCCGGUGUCCCAGGAGGCCAAGGGGACCCAGACUGGAGGCGCCGAGCAGCCGCGCCCCCCGGCCGUCCCCGCGAGCAGGCCCCCCGAGCCCCACGCCCAGCUCCAGAGGGCGCAGGCGGAACCGGGCCAGGCGUCGCACCCUUCCCCCGUGUCGGUCACCAUGAAGACCGACCUCCCGGCCCCUCUGCCCCCCCAGGCUGCCCCCAAGCAGCCGCUGUUCAUCCCCACCACCUCGGGCCCCAGCACCCCGCCCGGACUCGCCUUGCCGCACACCGAAGCCCAGCCAGCCCCGAGCCCGGACUCCUCCCUGCACCUGACUCCCCAGCGGCCUGUGGACAUGGUGCAGCUUCUCAAGAAGUAUCCCAUUGUGUGGCAGGGCUUGCUGGCCCUCAAGAACGACACGGCUGCCGUGCAGCUCCACUUUGUCUCAGGCAACAACGUCCUGGCCCACCGCUCGCUGCCCCUCUCGGAAGGAGGCCCCCCGCUGAGGAUCGCCCAGAGGAUGCGGCUGGAGGCCUCCCAGCUCGAAGGGGUUGCGCGGAGGAUGACGGUGGAGACGGAUUACUGUCUGCUGCUAGCGCUGCCCUGUGGUCGCGACCAAGAGGACGUGGUGAGCCAGACAGAGUCCCUCAAGGCCGCCUUCAUCAGCUACCUGCAAGCCAAGCAGGCGGCAGGGAUCAUCAACGUCCCCAACCCCGGCUCCAAUCAGCCCGCCUAUGUGCUGCAGAUCUUCCCGCCCUGCGAGUUCUCUGAGAGUCACCUGUCCCGCCUGGCCCCGGACCUCCUCGCCAGCAUCUCCAACAUCUCCCCACACCUGAUGAUCGUCAUCGCCUCCGUGUGAGGCGGCGCCGGCCCUCAACCCCGGCCAGGGCAGCCCCGGCAGGCGUGGGGGAGCUGCUGCUGGGGACAGACCACCAGAGGCCAGCUUCCUGCACUCGCCCGCCCGCCCAGCUCCGAGGGGCGGACCUCUGGGCGGAGGUGCUGCUACUUUGUAUGUUUACACGACACUUUUCACCCAGGACAGACCACCGCCGGAUGCACCGACCGCAGACUCCUAGGGGCUGGGUUUCUGUCUCCUCUUCGGGGAGAAAAGGAACAGGGCAAUGGAAUGAAUCUUUUUUUUUUCUUUUUUUAUAAGAAACAAGAGAACUGCCUUUGCACUAAAUUAGUGACUUGGAUUUUUUUUGCACAGUGAAGAUAGGCUGUGACACUGGACACUCGUGUACAGGAACACACAUCACGGACUCUUAAUGCUGGAACCUUGGGGGUCAAGGAACAUUUCAUUGGGGUUUUUUUGCCCCGCCUCCUCCCUUCCCUGCUCAUUGGAUGUGUCACCUUUCUCAAUUCUCCUGCUGCCACCACCUUCGACUCACGAGGAUGUACAGUUUCAAUCAAACGCGCAAACAGAAGGAUUUCCUUUCUUGGUGGGACAUGCAGAACUUGGGGUGUGUAUAUAUAAAUAUAUAAUAUAUAUAAAUAUAUAUAAUACUGACUUAAAAAUCAAUUUCCCCGACAUACAUUUUUUUUAAUCUGUGCCAAAAAUGUGUUUUCAAAGAAAAUCUUAUUUUCAUACUCAGACUUUGUACUGUCACUCAUUGUCUCUGCGCUUGGCCGCAGCCCGGGUCUUCCUGCCACGUGGAAGCGUCUGUCACCCAGCAUCUGUACGGGACCGGCCAGUCCCCCUGCGACCCGGACCGCCCCAGACCUCCUAACACUAUUAAUUUAUGAAACUGUUUUCCUCAGCGCAGUUUUGUUUUGUGUGUCCAUUGGAUUACAAACUUUAUUAAAAAAAUACAAAACA
Molecule: messenger RNA, 12114 nt
Organism: Perognathus longimembris pacificus (Pacific pocket mouse)
Lineage: Eukaryota; Metazoa; Chordata; Mammalia; Rodentia; Heteromyidae
Gene: Spen
Product: spen family transcriptional repressor
Biological process (GO): regulation of transcription by RNA polymerase II
Cellular component (GO): nucleus
Molecular function (GO): mRNA binding
Source: RefSeq, a predicted model, not a curated record